AUGAAUUUUUCCCUUAUCGAAAUGAGGAAAAGAGAACAAAAUUAUAAAGAGACUUUUAACUUUAAUGUAAAGGAGAAUGAGAAAGUGUCAGAGAAUUCUAAUAAUAAAAACAUACCCAUGUUCAAUGAACAGGAGAGCGGGAAAGCAGAAGAUUAUGAAGAUUAUAAAAUGUUUCCAAGGUACAUGCCUGAAAAUGUUACUAUGUAUAAUCAAGAAGAAAAUUACGUGAUAAACUAUGAUGAACCGACAAUUAAUAACCAAAUGAGAUAUGAAGAUAGUAGGAUAAACAAUCAAAUUAGGUAUGAAGAAAAUGAAAGAGAUGUCUAUGAAAAUGAUAUGAAUCCAUUCCCUCAUUACCAACAAUUUUAUGGCCAUGAGAACACUGAUCCUUACCAGAUGGGCUAUUUGCCUCAUCAGAUGCAGAUGAACCACUAUCAGCAACAAAUAACAAAUGGAGAGUAUGUACAUCCAGGAUACAAUGAUCAGGUAGAACUUAAAAAUAAUCUUCCUAAGACAGGUAAGAAAAAAAUUGUUCUUGAGUAUAUUAAUAAGAAGUCUAAAAGAAGUGUUACUUUUUCAAAACGUAAGAAAGGUCUAAUGAAGAAAACUUAUGAACUGUGUGUCCUCACAGGAGCUGAGGCUUUAAUUCUUGUUGCUAAUGAAACUGGUCAUGUUUACAGUUACGCUACCUCAAAGUUUAAACCUAUUUUAGAAAAUCAAAAGAAUAUUAUCAAAUCAUGUCUUUAUGCAACAGGAUUCCCAACUAAACCAAAUGACAAUGAAUACAAAUAUGAUAAUGAUGAUGAAGAAUAA
This is a messenger RNA of Hepatospora eriocheir, 813 nucleotides long. NCBI's taxonomy places the organism in Eukaryota, Fungi, Microsporidia, Hepatosporidae. The record is from the annotation of a GenBank genome assembly.